AUGAGUCUCCCUUUCCGAGAUAUCAACGUCCAGGUGGCGACUGAUUCCUACACCUUCACCUCUCCUUCUUCUCCGAAUGCGCCGGCCCUCGUCAUCGACCGUCCCACCGGCGACCUGCGACUGAGCGAGGGUACUCCCUACCCGAACAAGCGUGUCUCGCGCGUUUCUAGCAUCGCCGGUAUUCUGGGCAUCAUCAAGCUCAGGCUGGACAAGUAUGCCAUUAUCGUUACCAAAGCCCAGCCCAUGGGCCGCCUAAAGGGCCAUAUGGUGUACAAGGUAGUUGCCACAGAGCUCCUGCCUAUGCGCGAGCGUCAGAUCAGAGAUCCGGACGAGGAUACUUUCCUUUCGCUGCUCAAGACCCAUGUCUUGCCAGGUCCUAUGUACUUCUCCUAUUCUCUUGAUCUCACCAACAGCUUCCAACGACAAGCUUCCAUGGACAGCUCGACCCCGCUGUGGCAGCGCGCCGAUGACCGUUUCUUCUGGAACAGAUUCGUCUCUACUGAUCUGAUCGACUUUCGCAAGAGAGGCAGCCGGUCACAGCCAGGCCCGCAGGUCGCGGCAGACCCUUUCAUCCUCCCUGUGAUCUGGGGUACCUUGGAGAUUCGCCCAACGUCUCUCAAGGGCACACCUUUUACCCUGGGUCUCAUCACCCGCAAAGCGCGCUACCGAGCCGGAACCCGAUACCUUACCAGAGGUCUUGAUGAAGAUGGACACGCUGCAAACUACAAUGAAACGGAACAAAUUCUUGUCCUGAACGACACUGGCAGUGGCCUUGGCGGCUUUGCAGGAAGCAAUGACAUGCAGAGCGGCAAAUUUGGGGCGUCAGAUGGCAAGGAAAUGCAGAUCCUUUCAUACGUGCAAACAAGAGGUAGUGUGCCAGCUUUGUGGGCCGAAGUCAACACCCUCAAGUACACACCCAAGAUCCAGGUCCGCGGUAUCGAGUCUGCACUACCGGCGGCCCGCAAGCACUUUGAGGAGCAGAUUCGUAUCUACGGCGACAACUACUUGGUGAACCUCGUCAACCAGGGCGGUCGGGAGAAACGAAUCAAGGACACCUAUGAGCAGGUGGUAGAGAAGCUCGUCUCCAAUCCCACUAGUGGCGUUGAGAGUAAUACUCGAACGGAUGAGAAGUUCCAUGUCAUUGAGCCAACCGCGUCAAGGCAGAGCUUGGACCGCCUGCACUAUGUCUACUUUGAUUACCACCACGAGACUAAGGGUAUGCAGAUGCAGCGUGCCAUGCUCCUGGUAGAGAGACUUCAAGAUGCUCUUAUUGCUCAGCAAUACUUCCGUGGCGUGGAUAUGCCCGCCAAUGGCGGCCUCGAGACACGCAACUUCCAGACGAGUGUGGUUCGGACUAAUUGCAUGGAUUCUCUGGACCGUACCAAUGUUGUACAGAGCAUGCUUGCUCGUUGGACCCUGGAUCGCAUGUUCGUCGAUCUCGGCAUUUUGGAAAAGGGCGAGACCUUCGCAGCCGUGGACCGGGACUUCUACUUCCUUUUCCGCAAUAUCUGGGCCGACAAUGCCGACACCGUUUCUCGCGCCUAUGCGGGCACGGGCGCCAUGAAGACAGACAUUACCCGUAUGGGCACGCGGACAAAUGCCGGCAAACUUCAAGAUCUCAAGAUCGCCAUCACGCGAUUCUACCUAAACAACUUCAGAGAUGGGCCUCGGCAGGAUGCCUACGACGUCUUCCUCGGAGCCUACGACGCAAGCUCGGCCAAUAUUGGUUCGGCGCUUGUCUUUGCCGAUCGAAGGCCCAUUCUCAUCCAGAGUAUUCCCUACAUUCUUGCCUUCAGCGUCUUUGUUAUCCUCGUGUCGAUGUUCACGCGCCGUGCCCCAGACGCCGCUGUACUGCCACUGCGACUGUUCGUUCUUGCCUGGUUGGUGGUGGCCGCGUGGUGUACACAAUUUAUUCUGAAGAACGGAAUGCUCUAUGUGAACUGGCCCAAGUUGAACCCGAGACCAUGGGCAGUCGAAGGCUACCAAGAGACAAUCUCCAAGGUUCGAAAGGACAAGCUACUGGGACCCUUCGUCGCCAAGCAUGAGCGCGGACUGAGCACGGCUAGGUAUCUCAGCGCCGAGGAGGGCAAGAAGAGAAUCGAAUAA
Molecule: messenger RNA, 2106 nt
Organism: Pestalotiopsis fici W106-1
Lineage: Eukaryota; Fungi; Ascomycota; Sordariomycetes; Amphisphaeriales; Sporocadaceae
Exons: 2
Coding region: 1-2106 (701 amino acids)
Biological process (GO): phosphatidylinositol dephosphorylation
Cellular component (GO): endoplasmic reticulum
Molecular function (GO): phosphatidylinositol-4-phosphate phosphatase activity
Source: RefSeq, a predicted model, not a curated record